UCGCUUCGUGCCAUUGCAGCAAGUAGGAGCCAAAGGAAAGUUUGGAAAAUGAAAGCAUUAGCAAGACUUGUUCUGGGACUUGUCAUCUUUGAUGCUGUUGUGACUGCUCCAACCUUAGAGCCCAUCAACUAUGACUCAGAAGCUUAUGAUGCCACCUUGGAAGACCUGGAUAAUUUAUACAACUAUGAAAACAUACCUAUUGACCAAGCUGAGAUUGAAAUAGCCACAAUGAUGCCUUCAGGCAACAGAGAGCUCCUCACCCCACCCCCACAGCCCGAGGAGGCUGAAGAGGAAGAGGAGGAAGAGUCCACACCCAGGUUGAUUGAUGGUUCUUCUCCACAGGAGCCUGAAUUCACCAGGGUUCUGGGUCCACACACCAAUGAAGAUUUUCCAACCUGCCUUCUGUGUACCUGUAUAAGUACCACUGUAUACUGCGAUGACCAUGAGCUUGAUGCUAUUCCUCCACUGCCCCCGAACACUGCUUAUUUCUAUUCCCGCUUUAACAGAAUUAAAAAGAUCAACAGAAAUGACUUUGCAAGCCUCGAUGAUUUAAGGAAGAUUGAUCUGACAUCAAAUGUAAUAUCUGAGAUUGAUGAAGAUGCAUUCAGAAAGCUGCCCCAGCUCCGAGAGCUUGUCCUACGUGACAACAAAAUAAGGCAGCUCCCAGAGUUGCCGGCCACUUUGACUUUCAUUGACAUCAGCAACAACAGACUCGGAAGGAAAGGCAUAAAGCAAGAAGCAUUUAAAGAUAUGUAUGAUCUCCACCACCUCUACCUCACAGAUAACAACUUGGACCACAUCCCUCUGCCACUCCCAGAAAACCUACGGGCCCUUCAUCUCCAGAAUAACAACAUUCUGGAGAUGCACGAAGAUACCUUCUGCAACGUGAAAAAUGUGACUUAUAUCCGUAAGGCUCUAGAAGAUAUCCGGUUGGAUGGAAACCCCAUCAAUCUCAGCAAAACUCCUCAAGCAUAUAUAUGCCUACCUCGUUUGCCUAUUGGGAGUCUUGUCUAAAUCAGGCAAUGGUUAGCAUCAUGAUGCCUCCUUUAACCAAACAAUGGGUACUGCUCUCUCGUCACAAACAAAACUCAGCAUAACAAUACGUUCACAUUGUGUCCUGACAGGUGAUAUCAUUAAAGUACAACUCAAGGUUUUAAGAUACGAUGGCAGUUAGGUAAUCUUAGCAAACACCACGAGUCAGGAAUAACCCAAAAGAUAUACAGAAAGGGCAACAGAAAUGAUAAAAAAUAUUAUAUAGUCAUUCCUAUACAUCAUGUGUAAUUUGCAAGUUUUAGGCAUUCAUACCUUGUGUAAUUUCAAAUUAAGCAUAUAAGAAAUAAAAAUUAAAAAUGAACAGCCCA
This is a messenger RNA of Molossus molossus (Pallas's mastiff bat), 1361 nucleotides long. RefSeq names its product epiphycan (gene EPYC). The record is from RefSeq and is a predicted model, not a curated record. The transcript is spliced from 7 exons. NCBI's taxonomy places the organism in Eukaryota, Metazoa, Chordata, Mammalia, Chiroptera, Molossidae. Gene Ontology annotation, molecular function: protein binding. The coding region runs from base 49 to 1014 and encodes 321 amino acids.